Messenger RNA from Prosopis cineraria, 729 nucleotides. RefSeq lists its product as uncharacterized. The record is from RefSeq and is a predicted model, not a curated record. The coding region runs from base 1 to 729 and encodes 242 amino acids. NCBI's taxonomy places the organism in Eukaryota, Viridiplantae, Streptophyta, Magnoliopsida, Fabales, Fabaceae. The transcript has 2 exons.
AUGUAUGAGCAAGAAGAUAAAGUUUAUGAGGAGAGCACACCUAAGCAAUCUCGAGCUGUGGGUGGUAGUGGUUCACAGAAUUUUAUAGAUCGAGCAUGGAAAAAUUUCUCACAGCUUUAUCCGCCUACCUUUGAUGGAACAAUGAAGGAGGGUGCUACCCAUUCUUGCAUUUUUAAUGUGUCUAUGCUAGCAGGAAUUUCUGUAAGAACUGACUGUGCUUAUCUAGGUGUUGAUUUGAGAUUUGAGAAUAGAUCAACCACCAUUGACUUGAUCUAUCUGCCCAUGAUUGAGAUUGAUGUAGUAGUAGAUAUGGAUUGGUUGUCGACAAAUAAUGUGACACUAAAUUGUGCAAAAAAAAUAAUAUCCUUGCCAGUGUAUACUGCACCUACAGUGACACCCAGUCAGUCAAGAUUCUUGUCUAUAAUACAAGCAAAAAAGUACAUUCAACAGGGUUGUCAGGCAUAUAUGAUGUUCUUUUUCGUUCACGCUACUUAUGAUGAAGGAAUUGAGAGAAUUGAAGUGGUGAACGAAUUCCUUAAAGUAUUCUCAAAAGAAAUGUCUGGAUUACUGCUUGAGCAAGAGAUGGAAUUUUCUAUUGACCUUAUACCUGAAACAGAACCCAUAUCAAAAGCUCCAUAUCAAAUGUCUCCAUCAAAGUUGGCAGAGCUAAAGAAACAACUAGAGGAAUUACUAGAAAAAGGGUUCAUAAGACUAAGUAUGUUCGCAUGA